UUCUCAUGGGAUGCUCUUCACCUCCCCGACAAGGUCUCCUCAUUCCCCCAACACCUGCAGCACUCAAAAGAUACCCCUCUUGCCCCCAUGGACAGACUCCGUGUUUUGCGAUUCCUUUGGUUCUUCUCUGCUGCCCCUGUCUUGGCUGGUUACCCCAUUUGGUGGUCUUUGGCUCUUGGGCAACAGUACAGCACCCUGGGCUCACAGCCCAUCCUCUGCGGGUCUAUCCCUGGACUGGUACCGAAACAAAUGCGAUUUUGCCGAAACUACAUUGAGAUAAUGCCCAGUGUGGCAGAAGGGGUGAAGCUAGGAAUUCAGGAAUGCCAACACCAAUUCCGUGGCAGAAGAUGGAACUGUACUACGAUCCAUGACAGCCUGGCUAUCUUUGGACCAGUCCUGGAUAAAGCCACACGGGAAUCAGCAUUCGUUCACGCCAUCGCCUCCGCUGGGGUGGCAUUUGCAGUGACCCGAUCCUGUGCGGAAGGUAGCUCCACCAUAUGUGGUUGUGACUCCCAUCACAAAGGCUCCCCCGGUGACGGCUGGAAGUGGGGUGGCUGCAGCGAAGACGCCGACUUUGGAGUCCUGGUUUCCCGCGAAUUCGCUGAUGCCAGAGAGAAUCGUCCAGACGCCCGAUCAGCCAUGAACAGACACAACAAUGAGGCAGGACGAGCGACCAUCCUAGACCACAUGCACUUGAAAUGCAAGUGCCAUGGUCUUUCUGGUAGCUGUGAGGUGAAGACCUGCUGGUGGUCGCAACCAGACUUCCGAGCCAUUGGCGACCAUUUGAAGGAUAAGUACGACAGCGCUUCAGAGAUGUCCGUGGAGAAACACCGGGAGUCACGUGGUUGGGUGGAAACCCUCAGGGCCAAGUACUCCUUAUUUAAACCUCCCACGGAGAGGGAUCUGGUCUAUUAUGAGAACUCGCCCAACUUCUGUGAACCAAACCCGGAAACUGGCUCUUUCGGAACCAGAGGACGUUCUUGCAACGUGACAUCUCAUGGAAUCGAUGGCUGUGAUCUCUUGUGUUGUGGACGAGGCCACAACACGCGCACAGAGAAGCGCAAGGAGAAAUGUCAUUGCAUUUUCCACUGGUGUUGCUAUGUGAGCUGUCAGGAAUGUGUGCGAAUUUACGAUGUCCAUACCUGCAAGUAACACACAGGUACCAAAGCUAAAACGUCCGUCUGUCCAUGUUGGUUGAGAUGUCCUCCUAUCUUUGUGAAACAUUGUCAAACUGUACCAUGCAGAGCAGUAGUACUCCAACAAAAAAAUGGUUUAAAGAGCAAUAAUAUAAAAAAAUCUCACCUGAAUCUAAAAGAAAAAAAAACAUUGGAAACCAGAACAAACAGGUGAAAACCCUGUUGUGUACAUGUGGGCAAUAUAUCACGCAUACCAUUUAAAAAAAAUAUAUAUCCAGUUGACUAAGGAUUGAAAAUUGCUCGUCAUUGUCCCAAAUCACUGACAUGUUCCAUAGCCUCGACAUAUAGAGGAGUCUUUUUAUACUACUUUAGAGACUUCCUCUUAGGGCACUUAAUUUUACAUUUCUGCAGGUUUCCACCAGCUGUUAAAAAGCACUGGACGUAGAAGAUCCAAUACAGAAGUCUUCCGUGCUGCAGACAAUAUGAGGUCUAGCUGUUGUAAAAUCGGCUUAAUGUCUACUGC
Molecule: messenger RNA, 1659 nt
Organism: Pelobates fuscus (common spadefoot toad)
Lineage: Eukaryota; Metazoa; Chordata; Amphibia; Anura; Pelobatidae
Gene: WNT3
Product: Wnt family member 3
Exons: 4
Coding region: 88-1152 (354 amino acids)
Biological process (GO): neuron differentiation; multicellular organism development; canonical Wnt signaling pathway
Cellular component (GO): extracellular region
Molecular function (GO): frizzled binding; cytokine activity
Source: RefSeq, a predicted model, not a curated record